Archocentrus centrarchus (flier cichlid) is the source of this 11394-nucleotide messenger RNA. It is a transcript of the gene nhsl2, whose product is annotated as NHS-like 2. The coding region runs from base 1 to 4095 and encodes 1364 amino acids. Lineage: Eukaryota; Metazoa; Chordata; Actinopteri; Cichliformes; Cichlidae. The record is from RefSeq and is a predicted model, not a curated record. The transcript has 10 exons. Gene Ontology annotation, biological process: cell differentiation.
AUGCCUUUUUGUAAACGCACGAUACUUCCGAAAGAUGUGUGCAAGCCCGACGGCAGGAGGCUGCUGCAGCAGCAGCAGCAGCGGGGGGAGAUUUUCGGGGACUUGGUGGACGUGUGCAGCUUCACCCUGUGCUCGGUGCUCCGACAGCUCUCGGAUUUGUCCCGGCACUCGGUGAGCAUCCUGGAGGAGCUGGAGGGAGACCUGGUGUCCAUCUGCCACCGGUCCUGCGCGCUGGAGGGCAGAGUGUUCCGACUGCAGAGGCACGUCGCAGAGCUGGUCAGCAAGCCUCCACCGAGAACCACCAGCGGACUAGAGGCAGAGAGCGGCAGGCGCGGUGGCAGCAGCAUCAGCAGCCACGGCGAUGGCAACCACAGCAGCAGCGGCGGCGGCGGCGGAGGCAGCAGCAGCAGCGGCGGCGCGGCCCACUUCAGGUCUCCAUGGCAACAGAGCGUGAACGUGUUCGGCUCGUGGAGCAGGCCGGAGUGUGUCGAGGAGCUGCACCAGCAAGCGCAGCUCAACCUCCAGAGCCUGCUGCAAGAAUUUGAGGAGCAGUUGUACGACACCAAGCUGACCGGUCAGACUUUCCGGCAUCCAUCCUCGCAGAGCUCUGACGACACGUCCACCUCGCUCAGCCGAUCGCCCGUCUCCCUCAACAGCAAGAGGCCCGACUUCAUCUUUCUGCCGGCAUCAAAGCAGCUCUACGAAGAUGAAACCACCUCCUCUGUGUUUGGUUUGAGGUCCAUUACCGACCCGUCUCCAUCCCCAUCUCCAUCCCCCUGCAGCUCAGACCGGCCCCCUCUGGGCUGGAGUAGUAACAACAGCAGCAGCAGUACUGCCACAUCUGCGACUACCGGACCGCCGGUCGCCGAGAAGCCCCGCUGGCACCUGGGAAGACGCACACCGGCGCACUUCUUACCGCUCGACAUCACAGGUGAAGGGGGAGGAUUGAAAUUCCACGGUGUCGACCUUCUCCAGCACUCUCCGUCCCCUUCCCCCUCUCCAGGGGACCCUUUCCCCCACCAGCCCCACUCCCUGGAGCCUGUUACCAACACACCACACCAGAAUCUUCCACUGAGGAAGACACACUCUGACCUCGACACAACCUUACCUGCAGACAACAGUUUGGGGCAGCCAGCCCCAGAUCAGCUUCACCCAGAAACUAUGGACCAUUCUGGGCUGCUCUGCUCAAAUACACCCACUGCUUCCUGGAACGGACCUAAGGGUUCCACCUUUUCUCCCGGAGCAUGGAAUGAGCCUUACAAUUACAGUAAGAACAAAGGCCCAACGGUACCACCCAAACAGCACAGUAUCAUCGGAGGAGGGACACAGGAGGGGGUGAUGCUGGUGAGCUCAGGACAUUCAAGCUCAUUCAAGACUGUGACAAACCCUUCUCAGAGAGCAUUGAAUAACAUGGACAUGGGGAAGCGGAGUGAGACAGAAGGGGCUGCAGCGGAUGGAGGGAGAGGAGGAGGAGGAGGAGGGGAAGCAGUGAGAGGGCGGGAGAGGUCGGCACGUUCCAUAGCAGCACAGAACGCUUUCAAGUUUCGGGAGCGUUCCCUUUCCACACCCACAGAUUCUGGCUCCUUUUGUUUUACAGAGGGUGGCAUAAGCCAGCUGGAUGGUAAUAUAACAGCUACAGGAAAUGGGAAUAAUAUGGACCACCAAUUGGAACAUCACAACUUCCUCGGCUUAGGUGAGAACUACGCCCUUCUCUACCCUAGAGGGAGCUCAGAAGACAGCGCAAGUACGACUGACACAAUUUCUGUCACAGCUUCAGACUACAGCACAGAAGGCCGUUUGCGCCUACGCUCCCGCUCCAUCUCCCUUAAAAAAUCCAAACGAAAGCCACCACCCCCUGUGAGGAGCGUCUCUCUCAUGAAAAACCUUGGAGAAGCUGAGGGCAGAAUCCACCAUCAUGGUGGUCUUUAUAGAGAUGGCCGACCAAAGAGCCUGCACAUCCCCAGGGACCACUUCCCAGACUUCCAGCCAGAUUUCCUUCUGCCCAGCUCCUCUAAACCCAGUAUUGGUGAGCGGGAGCCUGGCCAAGGAGGAAAUGACAGACCUCCAAGUCUAGAGGUCCAGGCACCAGACAGGGAGGGAGAGACAGAAAUGACCUUUCCCACACACUGGCAGCUAGGGGAGUGGAAGAGCAAUGAUCCUUACAGGUCUCUGUCAGGCUCCAGCACAGCAACAGGUACCACAGUGAUUGAAUGUAUGAAAGUCAGAGGUAGCUCGGAGUCCCUUCUUGACUCUCCCUCCACCUCCAGAGCCACAUCACCCUCACAGCUUUCCAUGGAGACUGACGUCAAGGCAUCGUCCCCCUUCAAACCUCCAGGACUUAUGUCCCCAUCAAGUGGCUAUUCCAGCCAGUCAGAGACUCCCACCCCAACUGUUCCACUCAGUCAAAUGGCAGGUCAAGGGACAGCAGGUACAACAGGAUGUAAGAUGCGCCCCAAGAUCCCAGAGAGGAAAUCAUCACUACCAUCACCCAAGGACCCAGCUGCUAGGUCUAGAUUGUCCUUUGAAAUGCCUGGGAAUGCACAUCUGGAGCUUUCAUCAAUCAAGCCAAAGCAAAAGGCCAGCAGGCGGCAUUCUGACACCUCAACAGCAGCAAAGCCGGGAAAAAUCAGCCCCAGUUCCUCACAGGCAUUGCCUGUGGUUACCCAGAAUGAGCUGAAGACUAUUCGGCUUCGUUCUAUUUCUCGCGGAGACCUAGAGGACUGCCCUGAUGGGGCCUCUGACACCAUUGAAGAAGAACAGCAUGGCCGUGAUCUAGGCGAGGAUCCCAGCCCACCACCCACUCUACCAAAACCUAAACCACCUGUUGCUGUAAAGCCUCCCUUACCCAAACGGCCAAUGAACCUUCUUCUCAAGUCUCCUUCUCCCUCCUCCACUUCCCCCCUGGCGCUUGACUCGCCUCCUCCCUCACCUGUGGACCGCCCAGUGCCUUUAGGCAACAUCUACAAAGUCAUGAAAAAGCCAAAACCCAAAAAACCUCCACCACAAGCUCCAACCAAUCCCACUGUUCUGCCCGAUUCAAAUUCUAUCACUGCUCCACCAACUGCCUAUGAUCACUCAUUCCUCCCCCACUCUCAGUCCCUGUUUGACCUUCCUCCUCUCCCAGAUCCUCAGCCUCUCUUGGAAGACCCAGUGUUGGAGCCUGAAUUUGAUGCUGACCAGUUUCUUCUUGGGCCCGAAGAUGGAGGCUCACUCCCUUCACCCUGCAGUAAUCAGGAGGCCCCAGAACUCCAGGACAAGAGCAAGACGCUACCUUCAAGGAUGACAGUCUCCUGCCUGGCAGAGCUGUCAGACAAAAAGAAACCCAAGGUUCCACCUCCAGUCCCCAAGAAGCCCAAUGUCCUGCUUCUUCCCACGUCAGUCCACUCCUCCACUAAUGGCAGCACAGAUCGGCAGACACCACAGACCGACAGCCCCAUGGGCCUGCGGUCUCCGAUAGGAACAUUCCCACCAGACGAUAUUCCCAAUACUACCAGUGUUCCGGACAUGCCUGAGCAAGAUGAGAACCACUUGGGAACAGACGAGGAGAGUUCAAAAGAGUCGUCACUGCAAUCUUCUCUCCAGGAUUCCUCUCUCACAGAGCUGGAAGGGAAGAUGGCCAGCACUGGGAUUGGGGCAGAUGAUCCAGCAGCCAAUGAAAAGACAGUACUGCACAUCGCAGAGGAAACUGAUGAUGACCUGUUGGCCAGCACACCUGCAACACACACCACUGAAGACCUGUUCACUAUUAUACACAGGUCCAAACGAAAGGUUCUGGGUCGUAAGGAGCCUUCCGACUCCUUUGGCAGUCGUCAGAGCCUGGUGUCACCAGUGAAGCACAGCACCAGCGGUAGCGACCUCCGAAAUCUGACUUUGGGCAGCAGCCAGAGGUCAAGUUCCCGCAAUGAGAACUUCAUGGCCCUGCUUCAGAAGAAAGGCAACAAGUCUUCCAGUGGAGGAGCCAGGGUCUCUGCCAUGGAGCUUCUGAAAAGCACAAACCCCCUGGCCCGACGCGUCACAGAGUUUUCAACCACCACAGCGUCGAAUGCCGAGGGAGGAGAGGCAGCGUCUGGGAAUGACAAACCCAGCGAUCAGUGAAUGGAAGUAUCUGAGCAGAUGUUAACCAGGUCUGUUCGCUGUUGACAAAGCUACCAACCAAUUCUACAGUCUACCACCCUCUGGGGACGGGGCCUUCUGACAAAUAUGUCCACCCAGAUCGCUCCAACUAAUGACUGACCAUUUGCACUGUCCAAUCAAAUUGGAGCACAUUUUUGGACAAAAUGGUCCCUCCCAUGGUUGGAGCGCUGUUGUUCCCAGUCAAACUAGUCCUUCUAGGAAAGUGAGACAUCAAUGGAGUGAAAAGCAUGCUCUCACUAUAUAUUCAAUGAAAAGUGGAGGUUUUGAGGUCAUGCCUCAAUACUGCACUGCACUACUUUUUCCUGACUGGGAAUUUGUUCGGUGUGGAAGCUAAUUAGGUGGAAGAUGGGUGGAGUAGACACUGGGAACGUAAAGAUAUACAGUGGGUAUCUUUACUCCUGGGUUCUUCCAGAUGAACACAACAAAAAUCCCUGAAGACCACACGGGUAUAUCUGAACCUGUGACCAUAGUAAUCCCCUACAGAGGAAUCAAAUGAAUCCGUAAAACAAAUGGAAAGGCAGAUAGAAGAUAUGAGACAUUACCCUCAAUUCUACCAAAUCACUGCACUGCAGGACGAUCACCUGUAGACCACCGAAAAGGAAAUGUUCCCAAACCUUGGCCAUCGUGGUUCUGGCUUCUCUCUGCGGUGAAUCUCCUCUCAUCUUCAACAGACAGAAGAUAAAAGAGCAAGAUUUACAAAGAGAAACUGUACGGGGGCUUUUUGCCACCAAAGAUGAGGCAUGAGCUCACCACACGUUUCAUUGCUCGUGCUAUGAACACGAACGUGGACCUUCACAAAACAUUCCACAAAGCAAAUGGAGGACAUUUUGGAACGUAAGCACUUUUUUUUGCACCCCCACCCUACCCCCAAUUUGGUGUUGGAGGUCGUUUACAUGGCGUAACCACUGCGCCACUACCUUUUUCCUCAUCUAUUAUCAUCUUUUCACUCUUUGUUCGGAUGCUAUUUUUUUUUUUGCAUAUAUUUUUUCAUAAACAUGCCAGAUGGCCAUUUACUGUUCAACUGGAUCAUGCUGUAUGUAUCAUGUACAAAGAUAAAUGUAACACAUCUAUCAACAACUAUCAUCUGCAGACACAAAGACUAUAAAUAGUGUACAAAGCAGCAAGAAGAUUGGGACUACAAACUGCCCACGCAGUGAAGGGAAAACACACACACACACACACACAAAGACUGCCAAGCAAUCUUAUUGAAGACAGACAAAAAAUGGCCAAUCUACUCAAGUGUGAGUGUGUUCAUACAAGUGUGUGCAGAGGAUAUCAUGCCUGUGGAGUUUCUGUUUGGAGAGUAUGAAGCAGGCCUGGUUAUUAAACAGGGUUUUUAUUCAUUUUGGUCUCUGGUGUUGGGACCAAAGGACUGUUAAGAACUUCAAACAGACCAGAAGGGACCUAAAGGUGUGUGUGUGUGUGUGUGUGUGUGUGUGUGUGUGUGUGUGUGUGUGUGUGUGUGUGUGUGUGUGUGUGUGUGUGUGUGUGUGUGUGUCAAGAGGAAAGUGCCAAGAACAAAGUGGGAGAGAGAAAAGACAAAGAGGGUGAGUGCAUAUACGUGUGCAUUUGUGUGCGUUCUCACUACAUGUCGCACAUUUUUGUGAGUGUGUGUGUGUGUGUGUGUGUGUGUGUGUGUGCGCGUGCAAAUUGUCACUACACACACCCCUUCCUUCCCUUUCUUUUAGGGAUGGACUGGAGUGACCUAAAUGUUGUUACCUAAAGGAUUCCAAAACCCAGAAGAUUCUAGAACCAAGAGGGUUUCGGAAAUCAGUGGAUGGAUACGGAAAUGGAAGCAUUCCAGAACCAAAAGCAUUUCGGAAUGUCUGUUGGAGUUUGGAAUACUAGGAUGCUGUGAGGUCACUGCCGCUCUAGCAGGAGAAAUGGGAGACUGGUCGAAAAUCUAAAUUUCCUUCCGUGUGUCUGGCUGCAGUGUUGUGGAGUGUUUCUGGUUGUUUUGCCCUCCUCCGCGUACGCCGUCUCUUUGGCCGCAGAGAGGAGGUGACGUCUGCACCACCCUCCUCCUCCUCUUCGCCGCUCACUGUUCUCCUCCUCUUUUCAUCACUGCUGGAGCACACGCUCCAUCUGUCUCUCUUUUUCCCUGCUCUAACCUCUCUUCUGGCACAUAGCACACACCCUCUCUUUUCCUUCCCCUGUACACUUCAUCCUCUCUCUCUCUCUCUCUCUCUCUCUCUCUCAGUAGCAGCACCUCUCUCCCACCUUGCUCUCACCCUCCAUCUUCUCCUGCCCUUCUUCCCUUCUCUCUCUAUCUUUUCCCACGUUCCCUUCCUGUCUCUCCCAUCUCUUCUCCCUCUCUCUCUCCCUCUCUCUCUCUCUCUCCUCCGCCCCUCCACCUCUCUCUGCAUUCAGUCUAUGCAUCUGAGCUCAGCAGAAGACGUGACACCGGAUGAAUGUCAAUGAAUGACUGUUAAGAAAAUAGAUGCUGUUCUUAGUUUGAGUGUGCAAAAAGCAUUUUCUAUCAGCGCUUAUCUUCUGCCUUCUUUCUUUCUCGCUCUCCUGAGUUUUUAUAUAUAUUUUUUUCUCUCUAGUAUCCAUGUAACAUGGAAUUACCAUGGAUGAAUGAACAAAUGAGUGGAUGGAUGGGAUCUGUGUACUAACACAGGAAUGAGGAAGGUUUGAGUGUGUUUUUGCAUAAAGGACCUUGACUUUUGGGACCGGACGAUGGCCCUGUGGUCUUUGACCUUGGACCUGCCAUCAUUUCUCCAUGACUGUAGACAGUCUGAUCAUUCUGAUCAGCGGUGGUUCAGCUCUGACACUUGACUUACCCGCUGCAUGGAUGGAUUGCGAAAAAUGGAAGAGCGAACCUUUCAUCUCCUGACUCCCAGUUGGCAAACUAUUUCUCGGUGCUAUUGAGUCAGAGCUCCCCCUGGUGGAUGGAAAAAGAGGACCCGCACAUACAAUAACAACAAAAGAGUGGGUGGGGAAAAAAAACUCCUUCAGAUAAAUCUCUCUUCCCUACGGCAGUCCUUCAGGUAUUCCAUCAUCCUGAAAAAAAUGCAUAAAUUAUCACCAUUUAUGAUGACUAGUCAAGUGACGCUUGUUUUAAAUAUUUAGUGAAUGAAAAAAGAUAAACCUAUAAAACUCUGUGUUUGUUUGCCUUGUAUACUGAAUUAUAGGCGUGUUGCUGCAGCGCCUACUGUGUUAUUUUUUUUGUUGUUGUUGUUUUUUUACAUUUUAUUUUUGAUUAUUUUUUUAAUUUCAGCUGCCUUGGUACUACACACACACUCAAACAUAACAUUUUGCUAAAUCUGGCCAAAAUUACACUGUUGUGCAGGUGUUAAAAGGAGCAUUUCCAUUUAAUCUGGCAAAUAUUUGCCCAAAUCUGCAUUCAUAUGCAGGCGGAGUGUGGCCGUGAAGACUCUUUUCCCUCGGCGCACAUCAGUCGCAGAGUGAAUUGGGCUGAGGGGAAGAAGGGAGGGCCACUCGAUGGGAAGGGAAAAAAAAAACAAAACAUUAUUCCAGAGCUAAACCCAGCAGGGUGGGAGCCGACUAGGAAGAUACAAGUACAGUGUUAGGAGCGAGAGGAUGUCUUGUUUCAGCACCGUAACGCGGUGUGAAGGAGACAUACUUUCAUCUAAAAAAGCGGCAGGCUGUUGAACAGGUUGUUCACUUACAGUGUGUGCUGAGGAUCAAAAAUUAUUUAUUUUUUUUUUACUUUUUAUUUUGGCAGACGGCAGAUUCCCUUUAAUCGGGGAGGAAAGAGAUAAAAAAACAAAAAAACAAGAACACAUGGGUACACUGGUGAGGAUCUAGUCAUUUAAUAUUAAGAACAACAUAUUUUUUUUGCAGGAUUUGCAAAUAUUUUGUAAAGACAAGAGUUCCUUCGGAAGCGGAAAUAAUCUAAUUAAUUGGGUUAAUCGUCAAAGUGUCGAGCUGGGACAUUACAGCCAACAGGGUGCCAUAUAUUUGUAACGGGAACUACUGAAGGGUGCAAUAUAUUAGACCUCAGUCCAACUCGGUGGGGGGGGAUAUUUCUGCCUACAAAGCAUCUCCGUCUCAAAGAAACGUCUGCAAGCAUAAAAUAUGUUGGCAACGUAUUGUAUUGAAAAUGACAUUUUUAUGAAGUGUGAAAGAGAGAUGACAAGAGGCAUAUCUCGUGUAUUGUCCCUUCUUCGGGAGGAGAAGAGGGAAGGAGGGAAAAUGAGGGUGCAGAGCAGAGGUUUGGCUCUGCUGAAUGUGGGGAUUACCACGCUGAAAUUCAUUGACAGUCCAUCAUGUUUUCCUUCACCCCCUCUCUCUCCCUGCGCCUCAGCUGUCCCGUGAGUCGGAGAAGCAAUCACGCUAAAAGGUUGAUAAAAGGUAUGAGAAAGCAAGUAAGGAGAGGAGGAAGGCGCUGCAGUGGCUCGCUAAUUAAUUUGGUUUAAUUUAACAUUUCCAGCCUUUGCAGAUAUCGAACAGCCAAAUAGAAACCUGUUCCUAAGAAACAUAAAUUUAAAGCAGCAGAGAAAAUUUGGAAGUUAAGUUGGGAGAGUUGGAGUUCAGGCGAGGAUAAUUUCCUCACAAGCCAACGGAAGGAUUACACUUUAUCGGAAUGAUACACAACAUCCCGUCCUGCGCAAAGUUGAAUGUAACUCACAGGACGGAGAAAAGUAAUUUUUCAAUUCUGGGAAAGAAAAAAAAAACACGUUUUACUACAAAUUGACAAGAGACUGAAAACAGAAACCCUUUUCUAACACCACUGUUUUCACCCUCCUCUUUUUAAAGCUUUAAAUACCAUCUCUCACCACAAAAUUACAUCUAAUGGCUUAAAUUUAAGAAGAAAUUUGUCACUGAACACUUUCAAAUAUCUAUACUUAAAUAAUGCACACUUUUCUUGGAAAACACUCACACUUUGUUUUUCAGUGACUCAGCUGAUGAGUGUACCAAAUUGCAGGUUCACCCGCAAAAGGGUCCUGCACACUUGUCUGCAAUGAAAAUAGAGGAGUGGGAGACAACAGUACUGCUUAUAAACUGUUACACACGCAAACACCAGGGGGUGCUGUCGAAUGAUGUUAAAAUAUUAUAAAAGAUGGACAUAGCCCCUGAGUCAUUACCUUGAAUGGCCAGCAGGGGGGCGACUCCUCUGGUUAAGCUAACAAGUGAAUUUGGAUAGAAGUCUGUGAGAAAAUGAUUCUACUUCUUGUAUGGUCCACGGCCCCAGUAAAAAUUCUCCUGAUUAGUUUGUGAACUCAGACACUAUUUUGAAGUUCUCUUUAACCCUAUAACACCAGGCCAUCACCGCUGAAGCGCCGGUUACUUGCCCUUACUAGCAGCGAACAGCUGGUUAAGACGUAGCGUAUCAGUGCAGAGUGGUUGAUCAAAGGAACUUUGAUCAGCUGGUUUUUUACCGUAACUCCGCUACCAUUUGUCCUAUCGGAAAAUUCAAAUGAUUCCUGAAAGCUCAGAAAUUGCACUUCCCAGCCAUAUAGUGGUAUUACGGUAUUUGUUGCCAGAAGUCUGUGAACGGCGGCGCUUUUGAAGUACGCUGUGUCACGUUCCACAUGUUCGGUGUAUAAGGUUACCACAGUAUGACGUUAACAUGUCUAAUUAACAGUAAAAUGGACAGUAUAGCAGUGUAUGCUUGAGGGUAUGGCUCUAGUGUGAUUGAUAAGUUGCUGUUAUGUCAUCUGUUUCUCAGAGUUCAAAAAGUAAAAGGAACAGGACUGAAAAAUAAAGCCAAGGUGGAAGUGGUAAAAUUUUCAAUUCCUCUAAUGGCCACUUGAGGCUUUCUUCCAAAAGUGAAUCAGGGUCGUGUGUUAAAAUUCCCAAUUUAAGGGGAUUUUAAAACAUGUUUACAUCCUGUACAAAACAAACAAACAAAACUGUAUUGAUCUCUCUGGAUUGUUUCCCCUUUAAAAAUUAUUGUACAGUGGAUUCUUUUUGUUUGUUUGUUUUUUGAUGCUUGUGGUGAGGGAGUUAAAAUAGAAGUGUGGUCAUUUUGAUUGAGAGGUGUGCAGAAAUAGGUAGCUUCACUAAUCGGUGUCACCAAACUGGAUUAUAUUUGGUGUAUGGCUCGUUGUGUGGUGCAGCCUGUCCAAGAAGUUUGUGCUUAAGCUUUCAUUAGUGUAACUGUAGAAUUUUAGUUGUCUUACAGUACUUAGCACUACUUAGCACUAGCCAAGCUAGCAAGCGUUAGCUGAUAAUGACCAAAAACUUGAGGCUUCAAAUUCCAGUGGGUGACAUCAUGGCAGCUAUGUCCAUCUUUUACACGUUUAUUUGUGAGGGAAGCCAUCAGAUAUCUGGCAUGAGACCAAACAAUAAAAAGUAAAAAUAUCCUUACCAUCACUGGCACAUUGAGAUGACUGUUGUCUUGAAGUGUUACUAAAUGAAUACUGACUGUUUAUGUUCUCAACAAAGUAUAAGGUUUCAAAACAAAUCCUUUGGAUGCCUGGUCAGGAGUCAAUGUGGUGGUUAGCCUACAAAGUUAGCGGUUGGAAAUGGAUCAAAUUUGAUCAAAAAUAUUGCAUUGCAGACAGGUUAAGGUCUUAAAGAUACAAUCAAAGGUGGAUUUUACAUACAGAGACUGCUUAAAAAAAAUCAACAGCAGUGUGAGUUUACAAUUCCAAUACUGUCAACAAAUGAAUAAAUAACUACUUUAUAGUAUACAGUGGGUAGAUGCUACCUCCUCCAGAUAUAUAUAUCAAGCUACUUCAGUGAAUCACAUUAUCACAUAAAAAUAUCACGACUUUGUUCUAUAUUUGAACAGUGCCCGGCUUUAUGAGCGAGUGAUUGAGAGUAACGGGAAGAGAUGGAGAGAUGUUGUGGCUGCAGAUUUGGGCCAAAAGACUUUGUUGUGUUUGCUUCAGGAGUGACAGAUGGGUGAGGUUUACUGUGUUUUAGUACUUUGCAGUAGACAAGCAGCCUAUAAAGUCCAUCACUGAUAAGCUUCAUCCUCUAUCCUCCCCAAGCAAAAUAAGACAAACAACCCCCCCAAACCCAAUUUAAACCCCAGUACUGGGGGCUGUACAGGCAGCUUAUAAAGACACAGAUGAUAAUUAGAGAGACCUAGAGAAAGAGAGACAGACAGAGAUAUUGGAAUUAUUCUAUUUUUGUUAUUCCUCGUUGAAAAAUACAUAUUUAAAGGAAUAUUCCAUGUAUGUAUUGAAUAACCCCUUUUUCUUGCCCCAUCCCAUGGUGUAAUCUGUAGCUGCGAGGUGGUGUCUCACACAAACGCUUCCUUCUGCAGCUCUGCAAUGCCAGUGUGAUGAAAUUAUUAUUAUUAUAUCAUUAUAAAUAAAUUAUUUUUCUUGCUUAAAAAAA